This is a messenger RNA of Cyprinodon tularosa, 2795 nucleotides long. Its product is annotated as dipeptidyl aminopeptidase-like protein 6. Gene Ontology annotation, molecular function: dipeptidyl-peptidase activity; serine-type peptidase activity. Bases 33 to 1814 code for a protein of 593 amino acids. Gene Ontology annotation, biological process: proteolysis. The transcript is spliced from 18 exons. The record is from RefSeq and is a predicted model, not a curated record. NCBI's taxonomy places the organism in Eukaryota, Metazoa, Chordata, Actinopteri, Cyprinodontiformes, Cyprinodontidae.
AAUGGCAAACAUCUGAACUCCUACUUAGAUCUAUGUCUUAUUUAACUUUUACUGAACCUUCACAAUAUCCUACAAAAGUAAAUUUUUUGACACUCCCUGUUCUUGUUUUAACAGAGGAGAUCCUGCAGACCCACAUUGCCCACUGGUGGUCUCCAGACGGACUGCGUUUGGCCUACAUGACCAUCAAUGAUACGCUGGUGCCAGAAAUGGAGGUUCCAUAUUUCACUGGUACACCAUAUCCUGGAAGCCAGGUCUAUCGUUACCCAAAGGCCGGAGAGGAGAACCCUGUGGUCCAUCUGUCUGUGGUGGGCCUCCACGGUCUCCUGCACACAGUGGUGAUGAGGAAACCUGAUGAUCCUCGGAUAGGGAGGGAAUAUUAUAUCACUAUGGUGAAAUGGGCUACCAAUACAAAACUGGCUGUUAACUGGCUAAACAGAGCCCAGAACAACUCGAUCCUCACACUGUGUGAAGUCACCACUGGAGUCUGCAUUAAGAAACAUGAAGAUGAGAGUGAAAGCUGGCUUCAUCGGCAGAAUGAACCUCCACUGUUUUCUAAAGAUGGACACAAGUUUUUCUUUACUAGGGCGAUCCCUCAGGGGGGUAGAGGGAAGUUUUUCCACAUCUCUAUGUCCACCACACUGCCCAACACCAGCACAGACAUCCUUCAGUCUCUGACAUCUGGAGACUGGGACGUCACCAGCAUCUUGGCGUACAGUCAUGAGAAGAACCUUAUAUACUUUCUGAGCACAGAAGACGACCCAAAGAGACGGCAUUUGUACAGCGCUGACACAAUCGCUCCGUUCAACCGCUGCUGCCUCUCCUGUGACUUCAAGUGUGGUUUUGUGGAUGUUUCAUUCAGCCACAACAUGGAAUACUUCUUGCUCAGCUGCAAAGGUCCAGAUAUACCAAGUGUGGCAGUUUAUAGAACAGGAGACAAACAAAAAGUGUUCGAUGUGGAGACAAAUAAGAGAGUAAACUACACAUAUAACAACAUGCAGAUGCCCAAAGUGGAGAACAAAACCAUCACCAUAGAGGAUUACACUCUGACCAUGCAGAUUUUGAAGCCAGCAGGAUUUGUAGAAACAGACAAAUACCCACUGUUGCUGAUAGUAGACGGCACACCUGGUGGGCAGAUGGUGACGGAGCAGUUCUGGGUGGACUGGGCCUAUGUUCUCGUCAGCAGUUACAGCACAAUCGUUAUCCGCUUUGACGGCCACGGUAGCGGCUUCCAGGGAACCAACCUGCUCCAUAAGGUCCACAGGAAGCUGGGGAAGCUGGAGGAGAGGGACCAGCUGCAGGCACUCAGGUUCAUAUCAAAAGAAGGGUACAUUGAUAAGGAUCGAAUGGGAGUUUAUGGGAAGGCCUACGGGGGAUACUUAGCCACAAUGCUAUUGAGCUCUGAAGAGUUUACUCAGCUGAAAUGUGGAGCAGCCGUCUCGCCUAUAACAGAUUUUGAGCUUUAUGCAUCUGCAUUUUCAGAGAGAUACCUUGGACCGAAGAGGGACUCCCGAGUUUAUAUGACGGCAAAUUUAUCUCAGAGGGCGGGUCGUCUGCUGGAGAAACAGUACUUAAUAAUUCACCCGACAGCUGAUGAAAAGGUUCACUUCCAGCACACAGCCAAAUUUAUCAACCAUUUAAUCAGCGAGAAGGCCAAUUACACUCUACAGAUUUACCCGGAUGAGGGCCACUUCCUGCACAGCGAGGGCACACAGCAGCACCUGAGUCAAUCCCUCCUCAACUUUUUUGAGGAAUGUUUCCGGAAGCCGGAGGCACCCAAGGACGAUGAGUCGGAUGAGCCAGAGGAAAACAGUUAAACCCAGGCAACCCUGGCCUGCUCCUGUAUCACAGCACAAUAUGCAACAAAUCUUUCCAACCUAAAGUCUACACCACCUGCCGUCCAAUCUGAUUUUAGCUCUAAUCUGAAGCACCUGCAUGUGUGAUCCCUGCAGUUCGACUCACACUGGCUGCUGUUGAGAAAACCAGUCAGACAGAGGCUGAAUAAAACUCAGAUAAGAACAGAUAUAUCUCCAACUAGCUGGACCAGUGCGCCCUCUGGUGGACAGACAGAGGAUCCUCCAAACCCUAUCAGGCAGGCUAAGCAAGUUCUUUGCAGGUUAUUCCCAUGAAGAGAAGAGAAAUCAUUUUUUUUAAUGCUGCCAGUUUGUGAUAACCUUGCCAAUUAACUUGAUUAUUGUGUUCUUGGUUUAAUCAGAGUUGUUUUUUCCAAAUUCUCUGUUUAAUGUCUUACUGUGUGUCAGUGAAAGCAUCAGUCCAUAGUGGCUUUAGAAGUUGAAGGCACAAUGUAACGCUCAAAGAUUGUAUAAAUAAUGAGGUUUUAAUAGUUUCUUUGUGCCCACUUUUCUUUAUAUAGCUCUUGUUUUAGUCACUGUGCCUUACUGUGGGGGGAUGUUCACGUUAGGAGCCCACACCACACUAUAAAACAAGCAACAUGGUCCGAACAGAGCAACAAAGACAUUUAUGAUUUAGAACAAAGUAUUUGUUGUAUUUUUUUCCUCGCAGCACAUUGGACAGAGCUUCAUAUAAAAUAAACAGACAUCAUCUUAUAUUACCUACCAACACAUGUAACCAUUAGUUAGUUUGCAGUUUCCUGAUAUUUAAAGUCAUUUUAUUAUUUGAACAAUUGUUUGCUGAUGUCCUAAAGAGCCUUUCCUCACUGUGUCAUUUCUGUUUGUACCGUGCGUGGAUUCCAGUCAGCUGCUGUAAAAAGUGUAUAAACCUGACAUGAGGUCUCUAUGUUGUAUGUGCAACUUGUACAUAAAGCAUUUUGAAAUGUA